Messenger RNA from Hevea brasiliensis (rubber tree), 1478 nucleotides. RefSeq lists its product as uncharacterized. The coding region runs from base 180 to 1226 and encodes 348 amino acids. The transcript has 3 exons. Lineage: Eukaryota; Viridiplantae; Streptophyta; Magnoliopsida; Malpighiales; Euphorbiaceae. The record is from RefSeq and is a predicted model, not a curated record.
GGGAAGUUUGAAGGAUGUGCCUGGCGCCUCCAUCUGAUCUCCAUGGCAAACGUAGACGUGCCGACCACGCCAAACGUGCAUACCCAAUGGGCCCAUUACGAAGCUUUCAAAACUGCCUUUACAACUAACCAAGCCCACCACCUUCUACCACCAAAAUCAUUCUUCUCCUUCGCAGAGCCAUGUCUCUUGUACGCACCGGUAGUGAAUUACACCUCUCUGCGCCACCUCCAUCUCCGAUCCCCACCGCAAAAGGAUCUCGCUCCGCUGCAAAUGAAAUCUUAUGCGACUACCUUGCCAAGUCCUUAAAUGUCCCUGAACUUUCUCUCCCUGAUCCUCACCUUCCGCUCAAUGACGCUCAUCAGAUUCCCGCAGAAAUCGAUUACCGAUGCUUAGAAUUGAGUGAUUAUGAGACCAUUGACCGCCUCUUGAUGUCGGCCAGGGAAUUCGGUGCUUUCAGGAUCACAUCCCACGGGAUUUUUGAUGACGAGUUGCGAUCGUUGGUCAGUGAAGUCGAUCAGGUUUUUCGAGAUUUAGAACAGGCAGAUGUGGGAUUUCGAGGGAAGUCUUUUAAGCGGAUCCAGAAUAAGGAGCAGAUUGAGUGGUCUCGUUCCAGGAAGGGAAGAAUUAAAUGCGCCCCAGACUACUUCGUGCCGGAAAGAUAUCGGGAUUUUAGUGAAAAAAUGGAGAAUAUUGCUAGCAAACUUGAUGCAAUUGCCGAGUUGUUGGGCAAAAUUUUCGUGGAAAACAUCGCUAGAAUGCAAUUUGGAAAGAGAAUCCAAGGGAAAGAGUCUUCUCUCAGCAUAUAUAAAUACAACCACAAGGAUAAUUAUAUGAUACGAAAUCCAUCUUCCUCUAGUGAGAGAAACAGCAAAACUUGUGACCAUAUUUUCUGCCUUCACCUACCUGCAACACCAUCUAGAUUUUUUCUCCGCUCAGCGCAAGGUCCUUUGUCUUUUGAUGCAGGGCCCGACACCAUCGUUGUCAUUGUAGGACACCGUAUUGAGGAAUGGAGCAUGGGGGAUUUCAUAUGUGUCUGUGAGGAAGUAAUCUGUGUGCCUCGCUUCCAAGGAAGCCAAGCUCCUAUCUCUAUAGAGCUCAAGUGCUUGUCUUUAAAUUUUGACCCUAAUUCCAACAAAAAUUGUAACACAAUCUCCAUUAGGGAUCAAAUCCUGUUUGUGCUAGUCAUUGCUCUCUUAUACAAAACUUUUGUUUUUCUAUUUUCAUGAUUUGCAAGAAUAGAAGCACGUCCGGAGCAUCAUAGUCAGAUGAUAAUGCUUUUAUUUGGUGAAAAUUCUGUGAAUUUUUUUACACAAGUCUUUUUGAUGUACCUAUAAUUUGGAAAGCAUGUUUUGAAUAAUGGGUGUAAGUUUGAUGUGAGGGAAUGUUAUACACAAGUCAUAGUGUGCAAAAAUAAACCCAAAAGAAAAAAGCUUGUAAUACUCUUUUUAUUUGAAUAAAUGAGCAUAUGUUUGCUGUCA